This is a messenger RNA of Orbicella faveolata, 1666 nucleotides long. RefSeq names its product adipocyte plasma membrane-associated protein-like. Gene Ontology annotation, molecular function: hydrolase activity. NCBI's taxonomy places the organism in Eukaryota, Metazoa, Cnidaria, Anthozoa, Scleractinia, Merulinidae. Gene Ontology annotation, cellular component: endomembrane system. The record is from RefSeq and is a predicted model, not a curated record.
GGUCACGCAACCAUCAUCAAGGAAGGGCGAGUGUAGAGUUUCACACUACACUAGAAUUCGUUGUUUUCGCCACGUUUCACCGGAUCCGUGCAGUCUGGGAGAUGGUCGACGCUCGUUAACUAGGAAUCCUUGUAAAGAUGGGUCUUGUAGGAAUGUUGAUGACCUUGGUGUUGCUGUUCUUAAGUGCUCUAGAUGUUAUAUUCUUCUUUCUGCCAUCUCCAAUUGAUCCUAAACCAGUUGUCAGUGGUUUUGAAAAGAAGAGUCCAAAGUUUGAAGGAGUGUUGGAAGUGAAUACCAUCUUAGCACAGACACAAAGAUUGUAUGCAGGACAGCUAGUUGGACCAGAAUCUCUAGCCGCAGAUAGUACAGGAACUCUAUACACUGGCUUAGCAGAUGGUAGAAUUGUGAAGCUUGAGGGAGACAAAGUGGUAGAUGUUGUUCGCACUGGCAAACCCCCAUGUGGCACUGAAGAGCUUGAGCCCAUGUGUGGUCGUCCAUUAGGGAUGCGCUUUGACAGAUAUGGAAUCAACUUGAUAGUGGCUGAUGCGUAUUUUGGUCUGCUUGAAGUGAAUCCCAAAGCCAGAACAGUGAGCACGCUGGUACCUCCUACACCAGGAAUUAAUGGAAAGCCCUUUCGAUUUGUUAAUGAUCUGGACAUUGCACGAGAUGGUACCAUCUACUUCACAGAUACAAGUUCUAAGUGGCAAAGGCGACAUUUCCGACACUCCAUCUUUGAAGGAGAUAACAGUGGGAGACUAAUUGCAUACCAUCCCAAGACGGGUGACAUGGAAGUACUAAUGGAGGGACUUCACUUUGCUAAUGGUGUCCAGAUUUCACCGGAGGGAGACCAUUUGCUAGUAGUAGAAACACUUACAGCUAGAAUAAUGAAGUAUUACAUUAAGGGAGAACAUGAGGGCAAAUCGGAAGUUUUUGCCCAAAACCUGCCUGGAUUGCCAGACAACAUCCGGCUGAGUAGUAAAGGGGGCUAUUGGGUUGGAUUUGCUUUGAUACGAACAGACUUCAGUGACCUGAUCACACAGUAUCCUAGGGCUAGAAGCUUUAUAGCUAAGGUGUUUUCUCUGCCAUGGAUAGCAAAUACCGUAACUCCAAAACAUGGUCUUUUAGUGGAGCUGAAUGAGAAUGGUCAAAUCACCAGGAGCUUUCAUGAUCCAACGGCCAGUGCUAUAUCUGGAAUCAGUGAAGUGCAUGACGACGGUGAUGUGCUGUACUUUGGUAGCUUCAAGUCCCCGUUUGUUGGCAAGCUUGUUUUAAAGGACUGAUUCAGUGGAUGAAAUCGCGCCCACAUGUCACAGCGUUUUUGGGCAGCCCGCAUUUUUCUCGCGGGGAAAUAACAUGAGAAUCACAGUUUGAAAGGAAGAGUUUCCUGCAACAGAGAGCCGCAGAGAGAUAGCGAAGACGGAGACAUGGAGUUGAUAUUUACGUUUAUUUUCAAGACAGUGUAACUGAAUCAGAACAUGAAAGAGAACAGCAGAGAGCAAGAAUUACAUAACCGAUUUUUUUGUUAUUUGGUUUCUGGACAACAAUUUUACAUGUGUGCAUUGAAAGUAGGGAAAAAUUUCACAAACCAUUGAGUUUGGAUGAUCUGGCAUUGUUUGGGAAUAUCUGGUGAAUAUCAAAUGAUUAAAAAACCUACUUAUUUGUGCUA